This is a messenger RNA of Cottoperca gobio, 4552 nucleotides long. RefSeq names its product ninein (GSK3B interacting protein) (gene nin). Gene Ontology annotation, cellular component: centrosome; centriole; mitotic spindle pole. Gene Ontology annotation, molecular function: calcium ion binding. The coding region runs from base 344 to 4531 and encodes 1395 amino acids. NCBI's taxonomy places the organism in Eukaryota, Metazoa, Chordata, Actinopteri, Perciformes, Bovichtidae. The record is from RefSeq and is a predicted model, not a curated record. Gene Ontology annotation, biological process: microtubule anchoring at centrosome; centrosome-templated microtubule nucleation; centrosome localization. The transcript is spliced from 27 exons.
CCGGUCACCGCCCCGGGCUCCGGUCACCGCCCCUUCCUCCACCGGCCGCUUUUCAAAAUCCGCUCCCAGCCGGAGGAGGAUGAGACACCGCCGAGCACACAAAGCGCCCACACAUCCUCUGCGAGGACUUCUGGGGAUAAAACACCCCGACUGCACCCCCCAGCUGACGGCUCUCUUACCGCAUCUUCCUGGAGGAUUAUCCCGGCGAGGGGACCGCGACGUCCGGGGAGAAGAAGUGUGUUUUCUUACAGUUUAAAGUUCGCGUUAUUCACUAACAUCAGUUGGACAAGGAGCCAACUGUCGCCCAGCUUCCGAGACUUUGGGCAGGGUGCUGUCCUGUGGGAUGGAUGACACCCAAGAGCAGGAUCAGUACGAGGAGCGCCUGAAAGAAGUUUUUAACAGUUUUGAUGCCAGCGGCUCCGGCUCUCUGAGCCCGGAGGAACUCUCCAACCUCUGCCAGUCCCUGCACCUGGACGAUGCCACGCCAGCUCUUCUGCACACACUGCUGCAGAGCGAGGACCGCCUCACUGCAAGGGUUGACUUUGAUCAGUUCAAGAACGCACUGAUUCUGGUUUUGUCGUCAACCUUUGAGCCACAAGAAGAAGAAGAGUCCGUAUCGAAACCAGACUCUCCUGAGAUCCAGCCAAAGUUUGUGAAGGGCAGUAAACGUUACGGCCGCCGCUCCACGCCGGAGUUCAGAGAGCCCGCCUCAGACUUCUCUGAAGCGACGAAUGAGAACCCGGUGGAGGAGAACUAUGACUCGGCUGUUCCCAGGAAGCGUGAGCGCUGGAACGCUCAUGAAACGAGCGAGGAGGAGUUCGAGGCAGAAGGCCAGUCGCACCUCUGGAACCCCGACGAGCCAUGCACGCCGCGGGGGUCCGGCGUCCCUCUGACCCGCUGUUCAGAGGAGAAGCUGCGUGCCGCCUGUGACGAGCUGCAGAUCUCACGGGACGGAUGUGCCGCUCACACCGACCUGCUCGCUCUCUGUGAACGCCUCGGCCUGGAGACCUCUGUGGAUUUGCUUCAGAGUCUCUCCGGCGACGGAGCUAUGAACGUUCAGGAGUUUGUCUCCAGAGUUGUGAAUCAUAACCAACCUCCAACACCGUCGGCCUCCACGCCGUACAGGCAGCUGAAGCGACAUCACUCCACGCAGCCCUUCGAUGGGGGGGGCCGGAGGAUAACUACGCCCGCUGCUCUGACCGGCACUAUCGGCAUGCGUCUCUUCUCCACCCUCGACGACGGUUCCGGAUUCACUCCAGUGGAAUCCAUCCUGGACGCCUGGAUGGAAGAGGGGAUAGAAAACAGCAUGGAGAUCCUGCAGGCUUUGAAUUUGGGCCUGGAGGGGAAGCUGAGCCUCAGCGACCUGACCGCGGCGCUUGAGAACGAGCUUCUCGUGACGAAGAACGGGAUUCACCAAGCGGCUCUGGCGAGCUUCAAAGCUGAGAUCAGAUUUCUUCUCGAGCGUGUGGACAGAGAGCUCGGGGAGAAAGAGAAAAUCCGCUCUGACCUGGAAAAAGCAGAGAAACUAAAAGCUCAGCUCGCCACCGAAGUGGACGAGCGUCACUCGGCCAUCGAGCACACGAACAACCUCAACCUCAGGACGCUGCAGCAGGAGCACCGGGAGAAGCUGUCGGCGCUGCGCUCGGAGCUGAUGAAGGAGAUGGACCAGCUGCAGCAGCAGGCUGGCCUGCAGCGCGAGCAGCUGGAGGCCGAGGUGGAGAAGGUCCGGCAGGAUGAAGCUUUCCUCAGAGAUCACCUCUCCAUCUCUCUGAAGGAGAACAGACGCCUUGAGAUGGAGCUGCUGGACGGCACCGAACAACUAGAGGAGACACAAAGCCACAAUACUAAACUCCAGACGAGCCUGGACCUCAUGAUGAAGGAAAAGUUUGGAGACUUGGACCCUGGCAGUGCAGACUUCCUCCUCCAAGAGGAACGUAUCAAAGAGCUACGCAGCAGCUACGGAGCUCACUACAGGGAGCUGCAGGAUCGAAUCGACGAGCUGCAGUCAGAGCUGCAGGAGUUUCACAGUGUUGGGCGAGUUCAUCCAUCCUGCCACAAACCUCUCUCUGAAGAGCUGGAGAGUAAAAGCCCCGGCAUGGAGUCUGACCUGGGUAUCGGGUCGGAGGACGUUCAGCCCUUCAGCAUGAGCCUCGAGGCCGAGAUGAUGUUGGAGCAGCUGAAGGAGCAACACCUUCAGGAAAUGGAGGAUUUGCAAAACCAGCUGGAAAGCAAAGUCAAUGACUUUGAUAAGAUGGUGGGAAAGCAGAGGGCGACACACGAGGAGCAGAAGGCGGCUUCAGCUCUGCAGUACCAGCAGGAGGUCCAGGCUUUGAGGGAGGAGAUGACCAGCAUUCAGAAACAUGAACAGGAGCUCCAGAAUCAGCUCGAGCAGGCGGAGCUGGAGCGGACUUGUCUGGAGCAGAAGCAGGCCGAGGAGAGGGAAGAGCUGGAGAAUCUGCAGGAGGAGGAGGUGGGAGCUCUCAGACAACAGCUGCUGGAGGCCCACACCUACACUGCAGACCUGCAGGAGCAGCUGGACACAGAUGAAAGUCUCGUGGACGAGCUGAGGAAACAACACGCCGUGGAGAUUCAGAAACUGCAAGAAGAGCAUGUAGAGCUUUCUGAAGCCAGACUGGACGAGGAGAGCAAGAAGCUGCAGGAGGUAAAGGCUGCGUUGGAGAAGAGACUGUUGGAUGAUGGUGAAAGGGAGAAGGAGCUCCUGCAACAAAGCCACGAACUGAAGGCCAGACUAGAGCAGGAGAAAGUACGGUUUGAGGGAGAACGUGAGGAGAUUGUGCAGAGGCUGACGCAGCAGUGGCAGAACGAGAGGGCUCUGAUGGAUGAGCAGAACAAUGAGUCCCUGCAGGUGGUGCUGGAGGAAGAGAUGUUGAGACUUGUCAGGGAGCAGGAAGAGAAGGAGGGCGAGCUCAGGGAGCAGUGGGAGAGGGAACGAGCCCGGCUUCAGGAGCAGCACGAGGAGGCUCUGCUCCAUAGAGUGCUGCAGGUACAGGAGAAGUUUGAGCAGAGGGAGAAGAGGCUGAAGGAGGACUGGGAGAAGGAGAGACUGCAGCUCGAGGAGGAUUACGAAGGGAUGCUGCAGGAGAGGCUGGAUGAACAGCGGAAGAAGCUGGAGACUGAGAGGGAGGAGGAGAAGAGACUCGAAGGCCUCAUGGCAGAGGAGAGGGUUCGUCUGGAGGAGAGCCACCGAGAGGCCGUGAAGGAGCUGACCGUCAGACACACUGGAGAGAGGGACGCUCUCAGCUGCAUGUUGGACAAACUACGAGAGGACAUCGCUCAGGAGAGAUCCGAGGCCGGUCGCCUCGCUGAAGAAAACGUCGUCCUCCGGCAAAAGAUCGCUGCGCUGAAGGAGGAGGACUUGAGAGAAGUCCAGGAGGAGUUGAUACAAACACUGGAGCACUUAAAGAAAGGGAGGCUUGCGUCUCAGAAGGCAACAGAGAGCUUCAAGAAACAGAUCUCAGAGCUGCGUUGUCAGAGCCAGCAGCUCGAGGAUGAGAACGAGAUGCUGUCAGAGAAAAGCACACAAAAUGUUUGUGAUAUGAAGAAUCUGCAGACGCAGCUGGCAGAGCUGAUGCAGGACAACGAGCGGCGGGAGGCGUGCACGGCCGAAGAGAAAAACAAGCUGGCAGUGUGUGUGUCUGCUCUGGAGGCUGAGCUGACCAGAGCGCUGGAGGACGCUGCACAGCUGCAGCAGAGGAACUCCCAGCAGGCACUGCAGCUCUCUGGCCUCAGAGACAAGGCGGUCAGAGUCGAGUCCAUGGAGAGUCGGCUCAGCGACCUGGUGGAGGAGCGAGUGAGCGCGGACCAAGAGACUCGGGGCCUCUGCAGCCAGCUGGCUAAAGCUCAAGACAAGGUGAAGACGGUGGAUGAAACUCUUCAGGCUGUGAACCAUCAAAGUGCUCGUCUGAAGUCAGAGCUCCGUGUCCUGCAGCAGGAGAGGGAUUCCCUCAAACAUGAAGUCACCGUGUUGCACAAACAGCUGCAAAAUGUCAAUGAUAAAAACCAUGUUUUGGAGAUGGCCUUGCACUCGAGCGGUCUCCAGAGUCACAGCAAGAAGCUGUUCAGGGAGGAGAUGUCCCGGCUGCUGGACCAGGAGCAGCAGCUGCUGCGGCAGGACAACGACCGGCUGCAGGGGGAAGUACGCAGCGUGAAAGGAGAUCUGCUGCAGUCCAAAGAGAAGGUGCGUCAGCUGGACGCCUCCCUGCUGUCUCUGAAGCAGCAGAAGCAGCAGAGUCCGUCCUGCCUGCUGAAGGCUCUGGAGCAGGAGAACCUCUCUCUGAAGCAGCAGCUGGAGACGCACAAGGAGCUCAGCAAGGGCUGUGAAGCAGGACAAGGACAUGCAGAGCUGGAGGGACUUCUGCAGGAGAACGAGGCGCUCCGGACACAAAUGACUCGACUGUCGACGCAGCUGCUGGAGUCGUUUCAGGCUCAGCUGGUCGGUCUCCUGCCUCCCUCCCCUCAUAGGAUGCCGCGGGGGCCGCAGCGCGGGGACGAUCCGGACAACGUGCAGUAGCUGCGGUGGUGAGAUCCUCUG